CGAAACGUAUAUAGAUUUUGAAAAAGUGAACUUCUGAGAAAAUAGCUCAAGUAUAUAUAUAUUGUAAAUAUUGUAAUAUGAUAAAUUGAACCAGUUUGCGUUGGUAUUUAUACAAUGUCUUCGCUAAGUAAACAGUCUACUUUAAUGAAUUUUAUAAAGAAAACAAAUGAAAAUUCCACUUUAAACAAUGCAAGUAGCAGCAAAAAUGAGCAGGCCUCAGAAAAGAAACCUAGAUUUGUGUUUAAAUCAAAAUCCACAAGCUCUGGCAAUUGGACACCUCCAUUCAAGAAAAUAAAUGAUCAACCCAGGACAAUGACUGUGCCGCCACCUCUAAUUACAAAUGGCCAUCAGGAGUCUGCUCCACCGGUAGCUAAGAGAACAGCAUUAAACAAUGGCAUUAGUCCUAUCACACAUAACCACACAAGGCAGGAUAAUUUAAGCAAUGAUAUAUUUGAAAUGGAUGUGGAUGAUAUUCAAAUACUUCCAAAGGUACACAAACCAAAAUCUGAGUCUCGAACACCAGAGAAAGCAAACAGAUCAAUUAGAAUAAGUUCCACACCAACCCCACCAAAGAAUAGACCGGAGAAACAAAGCAAACAGAAGAAAAUAUUGAAGACCCCUGAGAAAGAGGGCGCCACUAAAGAUAAGGACCCACUAAAGAACAUUAUGGUGGAUAAAUCAUUAACAGGGUUUUUGGAUAAGUUGGCUUCUCACUAUGACGCUGUCACAAGUUUAAAGGAUGAAGCUGGUCCAGAACACAUGGAACGAUCUAAAGAUAUGUACAUAGAGUUACUGGAGAAAAUAUUCCAUGCCUUUGAUAAAAUACCAAAUUGUAUAAAGGAACAGUUUCCAGGUUAUGACAAAAGGGUCUACGCUAAAGUAAAACAAUAUCAAUAUAGACUGAAGAAAAUAUUAGCAAAACCUAAGAAAACUAGUUCAUCGCCCCAGGACAGUGAAAUUAGACUUAGUAAUAGUGAUGUCAAUUUAAAUGGCAGUAGCAGUCCUUCUUUACUAAGUAAAUAUGAAGAAAAUAAUGAUCUAGAUGAUUUCGACUUAACACCUAGUAUUUCAAAAUUAACAAAUAAACUCAGUACUUUAAAUGGGGCUAGUCUAUCAACUAAAACAUCAACAUCAACCCCAGAUAUAACUUUAAGUAGUAAAGUGCCAAGGAAUGAUUUGUUACCUAGACCAUCAUUAUCAUUUGAUGGAUUUUCUCCACUGAAUAACUCAUCUAAACUAGAAACUAGUUGUCAAUCUGAAACAGAAAGUACAAGUUCAGAAGUAAAAGGCAAAGGGAAAUUUGUAUUCAAGAAACCUUCAAGACUUACGUUAGAAGAGAACAAACCAGGACCGAGUAGCAUACAGUCUUCUACAGCAGAACGAAUAAGAAAUGCUUCAGAGAAAUUGAAACCUGUGCCUACAAUAGAAAGUCCAAAAUGUGCACCAAUUGCUCUAAGUUCUAUAGACUUUCAAGCGCCACAGUUUAGCAAAUCUUCUCUAAUUAACAUGGAGAGGCCCAGUACAGAUUCUAAUAAAGAAGAAGAAAAUAGUGAUCCUAUGGAUGACUAUGAAGUACCAAUAGAUAUGGAUGAUGUGACUGACAUAAUGCCUGAAGCUUCUCAAUCAAUCAUAAACAUCAGUGACUCAGUUGCCAGUGCAAGUAAUAUAGAUGCUCUUACUCAGUCAGAUAUACCAAUUGAUGAAGAUGGUUGGCCAGUGUACAGGCCUGAAGAUUUUGAAGAAAAUGUCAAGGAAAGUGAUUUAGAUACUCAAGUUUUGAAUCUUAUGGAUGAGACGGUUGUGAAGGAAAAGACUGCCAAAUAUGAAGGGAUGGGCGACUUCCAUGCUGGCACGCAAAACGAUGGUAUUACUGGUGAAUUCGACGGCUUAGAUUACCCUCACUCAGCGCUGAUGAUGGAGGUAUUCCAAGAAAGAUUUGGCCUGAAGUCUUUCCGUCCCAAUCAGCUGCAGGUCAUUAACGCCACGUUACUGGGACAUGAUUGCUUCGUGCUCAUGCCCACUGGUGGAGGUAAAUCCCUCUGCUACCAGUUACCUGCCAUAUUGAUGCCCGGUGUCACCAUAGUUGUAUCUCCACUCAAAUCCCUCAUCUUGGAUCAGGUCAACAAACUAUUGUCACUUGAUAUCCCCGCCGCCCACCUAUCCGGCGACGUGUCCCUAGCAGCAUGUGACGAGAUAUACCACAAGCUAUCGAUGCGUGAGCCGGCCAUCAAACUGCUCUACGUCACGCCGGAGAAGAUCUGCAGCUCGCCCAAGUUCCAGUCCAUGCUUAGUAUGCUGUACUCACGAGGGAAACUUGCCAGGUUCGUGAUAGACGAAGCUCACUGCGUAUCCCAGUGGGGCCACGACUUCAGGCCGGACUACAAGCGCCUGGCCGUGCUGCGCCAGCAGUUCCCGGCGGCGCGGCUGGCGGCGCUCACGGCCACGGCCACGCCGCGCGUCCGCCUCGACAUCCUGCACCAGCUGCACGUCGCCUCCUGCAAGUGGUUCCUCAGCAGCUUCAACCGACCCAACCUCGCAUACAGGAUAUUGGAGAAAAAACCCAAGUCUAUCAAUCAAGAUAUUGCUGCUAUCAUCAAGGAGAAGUUUUUCAGGAAAUCGGGCAUAGUAUAUUGCUUAUCGCGCAAAGAGUGCGAGCAAUGCGCUACGGAUUUGCGUAAGGCGGGAGUUCAGGCGGCGCCCUACCACGCCGGCCUCAGCGACAAGAAGCGGGAGGAAGUACAGGCCGCAUGGGUCGCGGACAAGUACCAUGUGAUCUGCGCAACAAUAGCGUUCGGUAUGGGCGUGGACAAGGCAGACGUCCGCUACGUGAUCCACCACAGCUUGCCCAAGUCAGUGGAGGGAUACUACCAGGAGACUGGACGCGCGGGCAGAGAUGGAGAGCGAGCCACAUGUCUCUUGUACUACUCCUACUGUGAUGUUGUUAGAUACAGGCGGUUACUUGAUAUGGAACGCAACACGAGUGCAGAAGCGCGCCGUGUACACGUGGAGAACUUGCUCCGUAUGGUGGAACUAUGUGAGGGAGUCAGCGAGUGUCGCCGCGCGCAUGUACUAGCUUACCUGGGGGAACGAUACGAUAGAGCGCUCUGUAAGAAGGACCCCGCCACCGCAUGCGAUAACUGCCUCAAUGCUACUGAUUAUAAGCCGGUGGACGUAACAGAAGAAUGCAAGCUGAUAGUCCGUUGUCUGCGCGAGAGCAGCGCAACUCGUUGCAGCUUCACGUUGUUACACGUUGCGGAUACACUGCGCGGCUCCAAGCAACAACGGUUGCAGGCGCUGCAUGACUCGCCCAUGCAUGGGAAAUGCAAAUCCUGGCACCGUGGAGAUCCAAUGCGUCUCCUCCGUCAGAUGGUAGUCCGCGGUCUACUGGCGGAGCGCCUCGUCGUCAACAACGACAUCGCCAGCGCGUACGUCGUGCUCGGACCUAAUGUAGACAAACUGAUGGUGGGCGGGCUCCGCGUGGUGUUCCCGAUGCGCGUGGGGGGGGCGCGCGGCGCGCUGGCCGUGGUCCCCGCGCCGGCCGCCGCGUCGCCCGCCGCCGCGCUGCUGCAGCGGUUGGAGGAGCGCUGCUAUGCAGACCUGGUCGAAGCUUGUCGUGAAAUGGGCAACGCUCGCGGCGCAUCUUUAGCGGCAGUAUUGCCCCAAGCGGCACUGAAGGCGAUGGCGUCUCGUCUGCCGGAGAAGGCGGAGGACAUGUUGGCCUUACCUUACGUCACGAGAGCCAACUACCACAAGUACGGAGACCAACUGCUGCAGAUCACCAGCGCUUAUGCCAUCGAGAAAAUGGGAAUCCUCAUGGAGUACCAAGACGAACUGGAACAAAAUGACAAGAAAGAGGCUGAAGAGGAAGAAGGUUCGGACUCUGACACGGAUUGGAGCAGAGUGGCCAAAGAUGCAUCGUCAUUGGAUACAUCA
Spodoptera litura is the source of this 3933-nucleotide messenger RNA. RefSeq names its product Bloom syndrome helicase (gene Blm). Lineage: Eukaryota; Metazoa; Arthropoda; Insecta; Lepidoptera; Noctuidae. The record is from RefSeq and is a predicted model, not a curated record. Gene Ontology annotation, molecular function: nucleic acid binding; four-way junction helicase activity; 3'-5' DNA helicase activity. Gene Ontology annotation, biological process: double-strand break repair via homologous recombination; DNA replication. Gene Ontology annotation, cellular component: nucleus; chromosome; cytoplasm.